AUGCUCCCAGAGAUCAGCAUUCGCACGCAAAAGCAUUCAAGGCAGCGCAGAAGCAACGCUCGCACUAAGCAGGCACAGAGCCGUGGACGGUCAAUAGCCGAGUGGGAUGAGGAGAAGGCCGGGUACACGCGAUACUGCACAGAUAUCUUGGCCAGCCAGGCAAGUCAUCCGGCACAGAGCGCAGCGGGUCGCAGCAGCGCAGGGAGCGAUGAAGGGCAAGAAUGGGAACGGAGAACGGGGACGCAGCAGUGGCCGGUGGGCAGCUGGCCGACCUGUUCUGUUCCCCCGCAGCUGCCGAGCACGAGUACUGCGGUGGUUCGUGCCACAAGUACGAGUACACGGGCAACUGCAGCCACACAGCGUCAGGCGCAUGUACUCUGCACUACUAAGCGAUCCACGAUACAGCACUCGCAGUCGCAGUACUUUGCAGGCACCCACAGAAACUUGAGCGAGUCGAGCGUUGACAAGGUGAGGCCUGCUUUGUGGCGGCAGAGUUGCGAGCUAGUGGCUUGGGCGCCGCGUGCAAAAUCUCUGCCGGCCACGCUGAUUCGCCAGACAGCUAUGCCUGGCGCCUGCGAUUGGCUGCGCUGCUGCCAUCUGAGCCCUGCUAGUUCUCCAUGCCGUUUAGCAGAAAUGAGCCAAUCUCGAUCCCCAGGUGGUCUGUUGGCAGGGAUAGCUCCCUGCGUGGUGUUGGCGCUACAGUCGGUUGGUCCCGCGGCCCCUGCCGCUUCAUGCACGAGCCAGCACUUCGUCACAGCUGCAAAGCUCCGCUGCGGGGCCAAGUCCGCACGUUUCGACCGAUCUUCAGCGAGGAGAAAGAACGAGCAGAGCAGAACGACUUCCUUCUCUGGCCGUUUCGACUCGUAUGGCUGCCUGACUGAUGGAAAUGAGAUAUCGCAUUUGCCUAAAUCGGCUGAAUUCGGUGCCGCUUCGCCUCGCCAGAGAGAGGAAAUUUGCUGUGGCCCAAGGCAAUAA
This is a messenger RNA of Trichoderma asperellum CBS 433.97, 975 nucleotides long. RefSeq lists its product as uncharacterized. NCBI's taxonomy places the organism in Eukaryota, Fungi, Ascomycota, Sordariomycetes, Hypocreales, Hypocreaceae. The record is from RefSeq and is a predicted model, not a curated record.